GUCCUUGUUAAGAUAAUAAUUGAUAGAUGUCUGAGUGCAGGGUGAUGUUUGUUAUAGUCACAUUCAGAACCUCUGAACUUAGUUUGCUUGUCAACGCUUCCACAUGGAGGUUCAAAAAGCAGAUCUUUUAUUUUGUCUUUUCCUCUUCUCUGUUUUCCUAACGGACUACACUGAAAGUACAGCUGCAGAAGAUUGUAUGCACUGCAGAGGAGACGACUACAGAGGCAACAUCUCCAUCACUGAGAGUGGACACACCUGCCAACGCUGGGACUUUGAUCCAAUACGUCGGUUCAAACCGUCAGCAUACCCUGAGGAGAACUUGGAGGAUAACUAUUGCAGGAACCCUGAUGGAGAGCUCAGGCCCUGGUGCUAUUCCUCAAAUCCAUCCGAACGCUGGGAGUACUGCUCUAUUCCUAAAUGUAGAACUGAACCGUCCACAAUUGUACCAGAGCUCACCUGUAUUACUGGAGAUGGAAGCUCUUACAGGGGAACUGUUUCUGUUACCAGAUCAGGGAAAACUUGCCAGAGCUGGACAUCUCAAACACCUCACACGCAUACUAGAACUGAAGAAAACUACCCCUGCAAAGGUCUUGUAGAGAACUACUGCAGGAACCCUGAUAAUGACAGAAUGCCCUGGUGUUUCACCACAGACCCCAAGACCCGCUUUGAACACUGCAAUGUGCCCAAAUGUGAUGACCAACCUAAAUCUGGUCUGUAUUAAUGGAAAUAAAAUAACAUUUGAAAUAAGAUUUGGCCACAGUAUAUAAGAUAUAUGACUAUUUCUUUCCAACCAGAUGAUCUGAAAUGUGCACAGCCACACUGUUGAAAAAAAUUAAUGUAAUUUUACAGGCAAUGGUCUGUAUUGUUUUACUGAAUAUUUACUGUACAAAAAACACUACUUUUAAAAUGACUGGAAAAUAACCAUAAUUUUAUGUUACAGAAAUAUUAUGUUUUUUAAAAAGGAAUUUAUAGUAUUUUUACAGUUCCCAAAAUGUAAAGAAGUAAAAACAUAUGUAAAAUUGAAACUGCUUUGUCAUUAAAAGUAGUUGAAGGACAUUAAGCAUUUAAGGUAUUUUACAGGUCAACUGAAAAUUCUACAGACACAAAUGUAAUUUAUUUUGACAUUUAUUUUUGUUCUCACCUAAACAACAUACAACUUUGCAUUUUGACAACGUAAAUAUAGUGUGUA
This is a messenger RNA of Triplophysa dalaica, 1189 nucleotides long. Its product is annotated as plasminogen-like. Lineage: Eukaryota; Metazoa; Chordata; Actinopteri; Cypriniformes; Nemacheilidae. Bases 104 to 721 code for a protein of 205 amino acids. The transcript is spliced from 6 exons. The record is from RefSeq and is a predicted model, not a curated record. Gene Ontology annotation, molecular function: signaling receptor binding; endopeptidase activity.